Messenger RNA from Cladophialophora bantiana CBS 173.52, 3924 nucleotides. RefSeq lists its product as uncharacterized. Gene Ontology annotation, biological process: macroautophagy; protein targeting to vacuole; vesicle-mediated transport. Gene Ontology annotation, cellular component: HOPS complex; late endosome. Gene Ontology annotation, molecular function: protein binding. The record is from RefSeq and is a predicted model, not a curated record. The transcript is spliced from 2 exons. NCBI's taxonomy places the organism in Eukaryota, Fungi, Ascomycota, Eurotiomycetes, Chaetothyriales, Herpotrichiellaceae. The coding region runs from base 1 to 3924 and encodes 1307 amino acids.
AUGGCGGCCGGAGAUGGCUCGUCGGAGCCAGGUAAUGAUGACAAGCUUCAGGAGUCCACGAGAUGUCCUCCAGAGCCAACCGACCACGACUCGACAGCAGAUGAAUCCGAGGAGGAUGAGGACGAAGAAGAGGAGGAAGAGCCACGACUCAAAUACGCUACGUUGACAAGGAAUGUGAGCUCGAUAUAUCGCAACGGAGAUGCAACGAGUACCUUUCACGUGGCAGGAGAUAAAAUGAUUGUCGGGACUCACAACGGCAACAUUCACAUUUUCGCUUUACCGUCAUUCAACUCCCUGCGCGUCUACCAUGCCCACACAGCCAGCAUAUCGGCGAUCUCGAUAUCUCCAUAUACACCCCCGCUUGCAGGUUUUCGCUAUGAUCCGGGAAUGAAAAUAGCAGUUGAAGCGACAUCGAAUCCGGACAGAUCACCCUCAAGCUCACCGGCGCCGAAAGGCAAGCAACAGCAACAGCCUGUGCCAGAUAUACCUGCAAAUCGAAUAUACAUCGCCACAUCUUCCAUUGACGGUAACGUCUGCAUUGCCUCACUCGUCGAUCCUCGCGAUGUUCAGCUGCGCAACUUCGGAAGACCUGUCCAGACCGUUGCCCUAUCACCUGAGUACAAGUCGGAUAGAACAUACCUGUCUGGUGGGCAAGCAGGCAUUUUGGUGUUGACUACUGGUGGGCAAGCAGGCAAGAGUGCCAAUGCGACUACGACUGGAGCUGCAGCGGCCGCCUCUGGGUGGCUUGGGUCUAUUGGUCUUGGAGCAAACACGGGAUCAGACAAAAUUCUGCACAGUGGGGAGGGCAUCAUCAGCACCAUCAAAUGGUCACUGUCCGGAAAAUAUGUUCUCUGGGUAAAUGAACAGGGUAUCAAGAUCAUGAGAUCAAACUUGAAGCUGGAAAGUUCAGAGUCAGGUCUGGAGUGGAAACGAAUGAGUCACAUUGACAGACCUAAUCGUCCUGGAUGGGAAGACAUGGCUGGUGUAUGGAAAGCUCGCGCUGAGUGGAUCGACCGCGAUAAUAUCGAAAUCGACGACGACUCGCCCGUCACCGCUCUUGUCCCUACUUCGGCAAACGGCGCAUCUCCUAAGCCUGACCCGAGGAAAAAAGUCGAAGAAGCCUUAGUAGGAUGGGGAGAUUCAGCAUGGAUUAUCAAGGUGUACCCGGGAUCCACAGAAAGCGGAGGUAAUAAUAAAAUUGGACGCGCUGAAGUCGCUACGAUUAUACGAUUUGAUGACUGUACAAUAUCUGGAAUUUCGUUAUAUACCCCGAGUCUGCUUUUGGUGCUUGCAUAUAUGGAAAAGAAGAAAGGCAAUAGGUCAGCGUCCCAGGAAAAUGAAGGCAGCAAAAGAGGCCGACGAACACGACAUAAUGCAUUGGAACCGGAAUUGCGUCUGGUCAAUAUGGAUACGAAGGAAGAAGUCGACACCGACACUCUCACUAUGAGUAGAUUUGAGACUCUUUCGGCUUCAGACUAUCACUUGGGGGUUCUGCCACCCAUCCGCAUCCCAGCUGCUCUUGUCCAGAAGGGGUACCUCAGCACCAUUGGAUCUGGUAUGAGUACAGUCGGUUCAAGUCUCGCUACAGGCGUCGAGACCGUUGGUCAGGGCAUGUGGGACGCUACAAUGUACGGGCCACGUCUAUUAGGUGCGAAUCGCAUUUUCAGUUCAAGCGAGAGCAUUCGAAGCGGUGUUAGCGGUCCUGACCGAAUGGGGAGCAUCAGAGAACGCAAUUAUCUCACAGGCUGGAUUCCGGGAUUUGGAUCCAGUGAAACCAGUGCCAAGGAGGAGAUAAAUGCCAUGGCCACGGCACAAAGCAUGAAGAUUUUCAUCUUCAGCCCAUAUGACUGCAUCGUCGCAGUUAGACGCAAUCUCAAUGAUCGUAUGCAUUGGCUUGUGAGCUUGAAGAGAUACCAGGAAGCUUGGGAACUGGUUGAUCAGCAUCCUGAAGCGGCUGGCACCCUUUCUGAAUCUUCAGAAACUUCAACACCGCCAAGUCCUUCAAAAGCCAGUUCUUUCACAAAGUCUGUCUCUGCCGUCCCCCCAAGUCCAACACAAGCCCGUCAGCAAGCUCCUCUGGCCGAAUUUUUUGCGGAUUCGGUUUCAAUCACAAGUUCAGCGCGGGCCAAGUCCAAGACCAAAUUCUCUGCUGCGGAGAAGGAGAAGCGCAGGAUAGGCGAGCUCUGGCUCAAGCAAUUGGUUGAUGCCAAUAAAUGGUUAGAAGCUGGGGAAGUGGCGGCAAAAGUGCUCAAUACAACCAGUCGAUGGGAGCACUGGGUUUGGAUCUUCGUUAAAAACGCGAAGUUUGACGAGAUAUCACCUCACAUACCGACGUUGGAACUAACACCCCCUUUGCCAUCGUCCAUCUUUGAAAUCAUCCUUGGUCAUUAUGUGGAGGUUGACAAAAUCCGGUUCAAGGAGCUCCUUGAUGAAUGGCCUUCGGACCUCUUUGAGAUCAGCAGCAUCACAUCAGCGAUUGAAGACCAGUACCGCGCUGGCAAUGCUCCGAAAGGGUCGCAGGACUGGAGGUUGUUACAAGAAAGUCUGGGGAAAUUGUCCCUUGCAGAUGGGCACUAUGACGAAGCUCUAAAAUGCUAUAUUGCUCUCCAGGACGCUGACACUGCCAUGUCACUGAUCAAGGAACAUCAUCUCGUCGAUGCGAUCGCUGAUGACAUCCCUAGCUUUGUGAUGCUGCGAGUAUCGCCCGAACAAGUCAAGACGGCAUCUCGCGACGAGCUCAACGAGCUAGCGGCUGAUUCGAUCAAGGUCCUCGUGGACGAAGCUGCCGCUGGAGUCGUUGAGCCUGACGAGGUUGUUGCGCAACUUGAUAGACCGACGCUGGAGCCUUUCCUCUAUUUCUAUCUUCGUGCUUUGUGGCGCGGCGAGGGGACCCAGGGUGGGCCCGCCUUGUCCCGUGUUGGGCACUCGGCCAUUACUACGUCGCUUGCUGCUGACACUGGAAAACAACAUGUCGAACAAUUCGCGGACAUCGCUGUCGAUUUGUUUGCGGAGUAUGACCGAGAUCUACUCAUGGAAUUUUUGCAAGCAUCCAUAGCUUACACUUUCGAAAACGCCGUAAAGGUAUGCGAAACGAAGCAUUAUGUCGAGGAACUCGUCUACCUCUUGAGCAAAACCGGACAAACUAAAAAGGCGCUGUUUUUAAUCAUUGACGAAUUGAAGGAUGUCUCAAAGGCCAUCGCUUUUGCGAAGGAGCAAGAUGACCAGAGUCUCUGGGACGACUUCCUCGAAUACAGCAUGUCGAGACCAAGAUUCAUUUCAGGUCUACUUGCCGAAGUUGGAACUGCCAUUGAUCCCAUUACCUUGGUGAAGAGAAUACCUUCCGGGCUGGAAGUCGAAGGCCUGAAAGAUGGCCUGAAGAAGAUGAUUCGAGAAUAUGAUUUGCAAGACAGCAUCAGCGCCGGCGUUGCGAGAGUACUCAGCAGCGAGGUUGCCGUUGGUAUGGAGACGCUGAGAAGAGGCAGAAGGAAAGGCAUCAAAUUCGACAUUGUCGCGUCACCACUGAGACAUCAGCGGCCGCCCGCCCCAGAUGUUGAUGGUUCAAAGGAUCAACAUGCGGAGGGACAGCAGACCGAAGCCGAAGUUGAGAUCAAGCCUGGGCAUUGUGCGUCCUGUCAUAAGGCGUUCCAUGAAAACGAAACUGAAACCUUGGUCGCGUUUGCUUGCGGGCACGUCUAUCACGUCUCGCACCUGCUACAUGGUCCUGAAGCAGAAGGGGAUGAGGUAUUACUACCCCAGAAUGGGGUGAUCCGUCCGGAUGAUGGCGAAGUUGAGGAAACCAGGUUUUCCAGAUCAGUGGGUCCAAAGGUCACCAAUGCGCGUUUACUGAAAGACAAAAUACAGAAUGUUGGUGGAUGUACCAUAUGCAAAGGGUCGCGGGAAAGAAUGAAGGCUGCUGGAGGAUAA